GUGUCCGGUGAUGACGUGUUUCCGGGUUGAGGCAUCCAUCCAAGCGAGGACCGAGAAGAGAGAACGGGAGUGUCACUGUUUAUUAAAGUUAAAUAAAUAAAAUAAAAAACAAACCAAAAGAACAACACCACCAAGGACAUCUUUUCUGACAACUCAGGUGUUUUCCUCCAGGUCAUCAUGGCGUCCGGCAGCUCAAGCACCGAGGAGGAGAGGAGCCUGCGGGAGUGUGAGCUCUACGUGCAGAAGCACAACAUCCAGCAGCUGCUGAAGGACUGCAUCGUGCAGCUGUGCACGUCCAGGCCGGAGCGACCCAUGGCCUUCCUCCGGGACUACUUCGAGAGGCUCGAGAAGGAGGAGGCCAAACAGAUUCUCAGCCAGCAGAAGUCCGGUUCUCGCUCCGAUUCCCGCGAGGACGAGAUUUCUCCUCCCAUGAACCCGGUGGUGAAAGGUCGCCGUCGCCGUGGCGCCAUCAGCGCAGAGGUUUACACCGAGGAGGACGCCGCAUCCUACGUCAGAAAAGUCAUUCCGAAAGACUACAAAACAAUGGCUGCUCUCGCUAAAGCGAUCGAGAAGAACGUGCUGUUCUCCCACCUCGAUGACAACGAGAGAAGCGAUAUAUUCGAUGCUAUGUUUCCUGUGAACUACAUCGCCGGAGAGACCGUCAUUCAGCAAGGCGACGAGGGCGACAACUUCUACGUGAUCGAUCAGGGUGAAAUGGACGUGUACGUGAACAACACGUGGGUGACGAGUAUCGGAGAAGGCGGCAGUUUCGGCGAGUUGGCGCUGAUUUACGGCACUCCGAGAGCGGCGACCGUUCGAGCCAAAACCAACGUCAAACUGUGGGGCAUCGACAGAGACAGCUACCGGAGAAUACUGAUGGGGAGCACUCUGAGGAAGAGGAAGAUGUACGAGGAAUUCCUGAGCAAGGUGUCCAUUUUGGAAUCCCUGGAUAAAUGGGAGAGGUUAACGGUGGCCGACGCUCUGGAGACGGUGCAGUUCGAGGACGGGCAGAAGAUCGUCGUCCAGGGCCAACCCGGAGACGAGUUUUUCAUCAUCCUCGAGGGAUCUGCAGCGGUGCUUCAGAGACGCUCCGAGAACGAAGAGUUUGUAGAAGUGGGCAGACUCGGCUCCUCCGAUUACUUCGGUGAGAUCGCGCUGCUGAUGAACCGUCCUCGCGCCGCCACCGUGGUCGCACGCAGCCCUCUGAAGUGCGUGAAGCUCGACCGUCCUCGGUUUGAGCGUGUGCUCGGACCCUGCUCCGACAUCCUGAAGAGGAACAUCCAGCAGUACAACAGCUUCGUCUCUCUCUCCGUUUGAAUCUCUCUCUCUCUCUCUCUCUCUCUCUCUCUCUCUCUCUUCUCUUUCACCUCCUCUGUUUAUCGCAGGGUCCAGCUACGCUUUAUUUUCUUACUUCUCUUGUGUACGUUUCGUUCGUGCUCGCCGUGUGUGUGUGUGUGUGUGUGUGCGCGCGUGCGUGCGUUGUCGAUUUAACCUCGUAUUCUCGAACGUAGAGAUGUAAAGUGAAGCUGCCGAAACAGGAAGUCGACCAGAAACUGCUCUCCUUAACAGUUAUUCUGUUCAUGUAAAUGUGACUAUUUAUUUCUCUGCAGCGUUCAGGGCGUGACGAGUCCCGAGACAAGGCUGCUCGGUACAUCCAUCCAUCCAUCCAUCCAUCCAUCCAUCCAUCCAUCCAUCUAUCCAUCCAUCUAUCCGUUCGUUUCUUUUUAACUUAUUGCGUUUUUUUUUUUUCUUUGUUCAGCCGUUCAAACCAUUUCAGAGUAUUUAGCAUCUGGCUUUAGUUCCACCGAGAUCACUUUCAUCUUUUUUUCACAUUCUUGUAGUGGUUCUUCAUAAGUUUCCCACAUGUGCGUGUGUGUUGUAGCUUAAUCUGAUAUUUUCAAACAAAACGUUGAAACAGGAAGUCAAAUAUUACAAAAAGAAAAAAAAAGACGGAGAGAGACUCCUCUUCUUUACAGAUGAGCCUGUUAACUCGUUUAUAGGUACAAUAGAUUUGUUUUAUUAUAUUUAAGCUUACUGUUACUAAAUCCUGGCGUUCCAUCCAGGGUGUAUUCCCGCCUCGAACCCAGUAUUCCCGGGACGAGCUCUGGAUCCGCCGUGAUCCUGACCAGGAUAACCGCUUUGCAAGCUAGGGCUGGGUGAUGUACCGAUAUCGUACUGAUCUCGUAACAUAUCGCGAUAUCGAUAUGAUGUGGUCAUAUCGCCCAGCCCUACUGCUCCGGUUACUUUUUGUUCCAAAGGGUUGCUUCUCUGACGAAGAACUCGAUGACGUUUAAAGUCUAAUAUCAAUCAGAUGAAACUUACAAGAGGUUACAAUAACCUAAAUGAAUGGGGGGGGGGGGAACCAAUUAAACAGACCAUCCAGCGAUUAUGAUAUAAUAUAAACGCCGGAAGAACAAAACCUUCAGGGAGAAAUUAUUCAAGACCCUUGUCUUUUACUGUUUUCUGUACUUUUUUUUUUUUUUUUCCUCCUUUUCAAAAUCAAUUCCUAAUGGCUGGGAAAAUCGUAAAAUAUCUGAGUUUUCAGGAAAUGUGAGUUUGUUUAAUCGUAAUGAAACCAAGCCCACCUUAAGGUCUUAAUUUUCUGUGUGUUGUCUUUUCCAAUCUUGAGUUUUGGGCUUCAGUGAAGGUCAGGAAUCGCCGAUUUCUCUCUCUUUUCGAAUGACGUGAUUUAUUUGGAAGUGUUAAGAGCGCGACGAAUCCCAAGACGAGGCUGUAAACUGUCUGUAAAUCUCAAGUUUGCGCCCUUUAGCAGUGUUUACAAUUCAUUUUGGGCUGGUGUGUGUGUGUGAGUGUGAGUCUUGUCGGUUCUGUUUGUUCUCUCGAGGGUACUGAAGUUGAAUCAUUAUACACUGUGUGUGUGUGUGUGUGUGUACUGUAGCGAUCCGCUUUGCUCCUUAUUGUUCUUUAUUGCACAUAUAUAGCAGAAGUAAAUGAUAGUAAAUCACCAUAACUGUAUUUUUUGCACACUUUGUUAUAUACUGAAAUUGAAAUAUUAAGAUUCUCUCUCUAAAUAUAUAUAUAUAUAAAUAUAUGUGGCGCUUAUUUUGCAUUAUUAUUGGUUUUUGUUUUGUUUUCUUUUGCUUGCUGUACUCUCCUGUCACUUCAACUGUAUAUCCAAGACCGCACCCUUUUCACUACGUAGUGCACUAUUUUUCUACAUCCAGCACACGAAAUCCCACAAUGGCCUGCAAUAGGUUAAACAAUCCAAAAUACCAAAUACCGUCAACAUCUACACAUGUGGCAUACGUAGUGUAGUGAAUGAAGUCUAGUUUGGGACACGCCCACGACGGACUAGUGGUGAGGUGUUUAUGUAGCGAGUGUGUAUUGCGACACGUCGACGGUAGACCGCUCGUUCUGUCGCGGUGGUUCCGAGGCGAAUAAGGUGUGGUUUGGAACAUGUCCGUAGUAGAUUAAUAUAGAGGAGGCCUCACUAGUGAAUAGGGGUGUGGGGUUUGGGACACCUCCAUAAUAGACUGAUCAGGGAGAGGUGUUCGUGGCAUCUCUCAAGCCUUGUAUAUUAAAUAGGGAGUGGUUCGGGACAUUUCCACAGCGGACUGAUGAUGCUUAGACAUUUUAGAUGGUGGUUAGUAAACUGGGUGUGGUUUGGGACACGCCCACAAUGACGUCUCUAUAGUGGAACGGAGGCAUUUCAGAUGUCUCAUUAGUGAAUAGGGUGUGGUUUGGGACACGUCCACAGCGGAAUAGUGAAGCGUUUGCGUACGGAAUAGGGGAUAAAUCUCCGUUUUUUUACCUCACGGUGCUUCUGUUCUUCAUAGCAGAGUUUCGUUUGGGUGCUGCGGGUUUGUUGUCGCGCGUUUCUCGAGUAACUGCUUUGGAUCAACGGAGCGAAGCGUCACGGAGUGAACUUUAGCACACGUGCGGUACUGUGUUUUUCUUUUUAAGGUCCUCGUAAUGUAAUUGUGUUUGGAUUAUAAACACUGUGGAGCAGAAAGCGAGCUCGUCGUUACCGUAACAGAAUAGCUUUUAUUUAGUAUGGUCUAUGGUCACUUCAUUUUAUAACAUGUUUAAAGUAGCAGUAUGUAACUUUUUUUUUUUUUUUUUUUUUUUUUCUAAAAAUGAAAUACGUAGUUCUUUCAAGUCGGCCUAAAAGUCUCAAAUAAAUUUAGAGCCGUCAGACGGGACUCUUACGUUGUAAACAACCAUGUGAACACCUCCAAAUUCCCAAUAGUUACAUACUGCAACUUUAAUACAGAAUGUUUAUAUAGCAAACAUUUUUGUAUAGUAUUAAACAGGACAGUGAAUUAUGGUUCUCCCAACAUCGUACUGUAUUUCUCAACACUGACUGAGGAAACUCAAGCUGAAAACGUGUGUGUGUGUGUGAGUGAGAGCUGCAAACCCAUAUAAGAGUCUCUUUACACUCGUGUCGGAUAAUUUUAGGUUGUGGAAGUGCCUGAUUUCUUUAUUUUCAAAAGUUCCUUUAGCUUGAGUGUCGCUUUUGAUAAACGCAAAUCUUUCAGUCUGUGGGUUUGAGCAUAGGAUUAAGUCUCAUAUCGCAAUAAUCGCCCCACGUCUUAUCACAGUUUUACAACGCAACAUGUUCUUGUUCGUCCCUUCAUCUUCUGCAAGUUCUUUAUGGUUGUCCGAGUCGCUUGGUUUUAAAUCCUUCAUUCGUUUAUAUCAUGCGAAAGAGAAUGAUUAGAAAACGUUCGUUAGAAAAUAUUGCAGGCGGGAACAAACGGUAAUAACUGCAGGGAAUUCCGGGAUUGGUCGAAAGUCUCGGCACGAAAGGGUGGGGAUUGUUCAAAGCUUCUGCAGGGGCAGGAUUGAAGUGCGGUCUUGUUCACGUCGCAUAACCACACGUUCACACUAGCAAACGCUAUUACAAAACGCAGUCAUGCCGUGGUAAAGCUACAAAUGCAGACGAUUGGCUCGAAGGAUUUUUAAACGAAAUCGGUGCGUACCGAUCGUAAAUGGGCCUCGGGACAAAAUGGUGGCUCCCGUUCACGAAUGAGCAUUUAAAAACGUAGCGACAUGACGUAAAGAUAUCGUGAACUGUGUUAAACAGCUACGCGAUUAUUGCGGUGUGAAAAUGUAACAUUGGCACUGUGUAUUAAUGAAACAGUUUUGUUUUUGUUUUGUUUUUUUUUUUAUGAUGAUGACUGACUUAUUUUAGUGUCACGCCAUGUGUUUUAUUUCAUGUAGUAUAAUACUGACUGAACAUCCUGGAUUUCCUACAUUUGUAAAAAAAAAAAAAAAAUUAAGCAGAACAUUGUGAAAAGAACCAGAUGUGAUUUUCUUACGUUGUUCCCUCACGUUGAUUUUCUGCAGUAUUUGAUUUUAGGAAACACUCGCGAGUUUGUGACGCGUUUAUAGUACAGAGUUAAAUGAUUUUCUGUGCAUCGCGUAGUGCUGCAACGACAUGCUGUUUAUUUCUGACGAUGAUGAAGAAACGUCCACGGCUCCCUCUGUAAGUGGCCAUAUUGGUCCCCUUAACCACCAGAACACACCUCCCCUUGUGCAUUAGUCAUUCCCAUGUAUUCUUUUCAGAGCUAUAGUAUGGAUAAAAGCUGAUAUGAUGUGAUCAUGGCUGAGUGUCCAUCUGCGCUGCUCUUGAGCUUUGCUGAGGACCAUUUUCUCUUCUCUGUUUCAGUGAUGUAUACAGAUCUUUUUUUUUCUUUCUUUUUUUUCUUUCCAUCCCUUCUUAUCGUGCUGAUGUUGUAACCCUUUUUGGUAUCGAUCAUCCCAAUGGCAGGCCAAGCAAUAAAAAAAAAAUUCUUAAA
This is a messenger RNA of Ictalurus punctatus (channel catfish), 5762 nucleotides long. RefSeq names its product protein kinase, cAMP-dependent, regulatory, type I, alpha (tissue specific extinguisher 1) a (gene prkar1aa). The transcript is spliced from 11 exons. The record is from RefSeq and is a predicted model, not a curated record. Gene Ontology annotation, molecular function: cAMP-dependent protein kinase regulator activity. The coding region runs from base 178 to 1317 and encodes 379 amino acids. NCBI's taxonomy places the organism in Eukaryota, Metazoa, Chordata, Actinopteri, Siluriformes, Ictaluridae. Gene Ontology annotation, biological process: regulation of protein phosphorylation. Gene Ontology annotation, cellular component: cAMP-dependent protein kinase complex.